This is a messenger RNA of Closterium sp. Yama58-4, 2211 nucleotides long. The record is from the annotation of a GenBank genome assembly. NCBI's taxonomy places the organism in Eukaryota, Viridiplantae, Streptophyta, Zygnematophyceae, Desmidiales, Closteriaceae.
AUGACACGUGUCGGGGUUAAUCCUUCAACCAUACAGAUUCCCCCACGCGCGCUGAGAUCGUCGCGGAUCUCCUGUCAACGCCUCUUCCGUUCCUCUCUCGUCCUCCUCCUCGCAAUUCUUCUCGGCCAUCAUUUCGUCGCAUGCUCCUUCGCCAAACCUGUUCGCGAACCCAUUCGCGAACCACUUCGCGAACCAGUCCAUCGUCGCCUGGCAGGAAACGGCCUGAGCGAUCUUCACGAAAAGCUCGGCGCGCUAUGGGACAUGGCCAGCCGCGUCUCGCUUAACGGAACUGUCAUUAUCGCGUCCUCGAAUGCAGGCUACGAGGACAUGCUGGAGAAUUGGGUGCUGCAUUUGGAGCGGGUGGGUCUGGGUCGGCACUUCAUAGUCUUUGCUGCUGACAGCAAGAGCCUCGAAUUUGCCCGCUCCAAGUGGCCUGGACAGGCCAUACACCUCGACCUGAGCGGCCAGUUUGGGCAGGAGGAGAGGGCGGACGUGGAAGGGGCAUCACGAAUUGGUUCAGCGGCCUUCCACCGGGUGGCCUCUCACCGGGCCAUCUACAUCCACCACCUCCUCUCCUUCGGCUUCUCCGUCCUCUACAGCGACAUUGACAUCGCCUUUUUGCACAACCCCCUCCCCUUCUUCCAAAAAGCUGGCCCAAAUAACAUCGAAAGCGGCGGCGGUGGCGGCGGCGGCAUUGGCGGCAGUGCAUUUGAUGCAUCUUCUGCCGCGGCUGAUGCGACUGCUAGCAACAGCGAUUUCGACAUGUUUAUCACGCACGAUCAAUACAUGAGCCAGCCAUCUCCCUACACCGACCCCAUCGACCCAAACCUCCUCAACGGCCUCCCGCUCUUCUGCAGCUGCUUCCUCUUCUUCCGCCCCACCCUCCCCGCCAAAAGCCUCGUAGGCAACUGGGCGUUUCGCAUGGCAAAGCUGGGGAGACAGGGAGGGCUAGAUCAGGAUCAACUGAAUCUAGUCAUGCAGUGGAUGCUAGAGAGGAAGGUGCUGCCAAGGAUUGGUGUGCUGCCUCCGCUGCAGUUUCCGUCCGGGCAGCUGAUGAGGGACCACUGGGGGAAGUUUGAGGAAGUGCGGCCGCGAGUGGUGAUGGUGCAUGCGAAUUACCUCACUGGGAAGGAGGCGAAGAUUGAAGGGUUGAAGAAGGCGGGCCAGGAGGCGUUGUUCCGCAACUGGUUCACCCAUGUGGGCCGCAUCCCUGCUCAACCAUCCCUCCCUUCCCUGUGCCUGAUCUCCCUCUACCAUCCCCCCACCCCCCCCUCUUCAGGCCAGGAGGCGUUGUUCCGCAACUGGUUCACCCACAUGGGGGGCAUUCCUUCUCUCGGUAACAUCGUUCUCGCGUCCGUGCCUCCUCAGAUGAGCACACCAGGCGGCCAUGUGAUCACGCGUUCCAGUGAGAGCUUGUCUCCUCGAGUGGCCAGAGCCACGUGCCUGCUGCUGCCGUCCCUCAUCCUUGCCCGCCUGCUGGCUGCCAAUGUGACCGUCCUCUACAGCGACAUCAACUCAGUGUGGCUGCGUGACCCCCGCCGCUACUUCCCGCCAACCUACUCCCUCGUGCUGCCCUCCCUCUCCCACCUAGACCCACCUCCGCAGCCGCAGCAGCCACAGCAGCAGCAGCAGCAGCAGCAGCAGCAGCAGGCAGCACCUGCACCCCCCAACACCACUGCCCUCACGCCCUCCCUCCUGGGGUCCCUCUCUCCAUGGCUCAUGGCUCUUUGCCCCUCCCCUGCUGUGCAAGCCAUGGUGCAUCGGUGGGCUGUUGGGGCUUUAAGGGGAUACUUGACGGCAGGUGCGGCAGCAACAAGGGGUGGUUCGGGAGUGUUUUCUGGUUCGGAGAUUCUCAGGACGUCACUGAAUCACGCCGUGGCUGAAAUGGUUCGGGGAGCGAAGCUCGUGGGAGUCGAGGAGGAUGGGUUCGGUGGAGGUUCGGAAGGGGGCGUGGGCUCAGGCAUGGAAGCAGGUACAGCAGCAGGUAUGGCAGCAGGUGCAGCAGCAAGCACAGGGGAUACAGGAGAGGAGCGAAGUGGAGCGAGCGUGGGAGUGCUUCCAGAGCAAUUAUUUCCGCCUGGGUGGAAGGCGGUGGGGGAUAGGGCAUGGCUGGAGGCGCAUCGGAGGGAGAUAGUGGCCGUGCAGGUGAGCUGUGGGGAGGAAGGCAGACAGCAGGAGGUUUGUCUGCGAGACAUGAAGCUAUGGCUGUAG